AUGUCAUUCGGAGAUAGGAAGUUUAGGUCCAGACGACAGCAACUUGCCUAUGAAGCCUCUAUCGCCGGUAAGUACCAGGCUCGUAUGAAGAAAAAUCCCUUUCUGUACUUCGGGCUGCCUUUUUGCUCAAUAAUCGUUCUAGGCUCCUACUGGCUUUCUGGUUUUACUGCAGUUAGAUAUGAACAGAAGGACCGCAAAAUUCAAGAGAUGAGCGAAGAUGAUUUAGUUAAAAUGAAGGCAAACAAGAGACAAUUUGAUAUAAAGGAAGAGUAUUAUCGUUUACAGGGGCUUGGUGAGCAAGAUUGGGAGCCUGUACGAGUCCCUAGGAUGAAGGGGGAAUCAGAGAAUGUCUGGUGA
Lachancea thermotolerans CBS 6340 is the source of this 357-nucleotide messenger RNA. It is a transcript of the gene COX16, whose product is annotated as Cox16p. The transcript has a single exon. The record is from RefSeq and is a predicted model, not a curated record. Gene Ontology annotation, biological process: mitochondrial respiratory chain complex IV assembly. Gene Ontology annotation, cellular component: mitochondrial inner membrane. NCBI's taxonomy places the organism in Eukaryota, Fungi, Ascomycota, Saccharomycetes, Saccharomycetales, Saccharomycetaceae. Bases 1 to 357 code for a protein of 118 amino acids.